Lactuca saligna is the source of this 1305-nucleotide messenger RNA. The record is from the annotation of a GenBank genome assembly. Lineage: Eukaryota; Viridiplantae; Streptophyta; Magnoliopsida; Asterales; Asteraceae.
AUGGCAUUUCCCUCACUUGUACUUGCAACAACACUAGCCAUUCUAUAUAUUAGUUCUCCGGCAACAGCCACCGGAGUGGAAUCCGGUGGUACAUUUAGCAUUGAUCUCAUCCAUCGUGAUUCCAUCAAAUCCCCUUUUUACGAUGGUUCCAUGACCUUUUCGCAACGCCUUGCUCAUGCUUUGCAACGCUCUUUCAUCAAUGCAAAACGUUACAAAGAAAAUGCAACGACAUACCAAACCCAAAUAAUCCCCGAUCAUGGUGAAUUUCUUGUGAACAUUUCGUUUGGAAAUCCAUCACAUAAAGUCAUGGCCAUCGCUGAUACUGGUAGCGAUUUGUCAUGGAUACAGUGCAAGCCUUGCAUCAAAUGUUAUAAACACAAGGGUACUCUUUUUGACCCAAAAAAAUCUUCUACUUAUAAACCCUUAGAUUGUGACUCAACAAUAUGUAAGGGUAUAGAUACUGUCGAUAUAUCUUGCUCUACAACCAAAACUUGUGAGUUUUUUGAGAGUUAUGCUGAUGGAUCUUUUAGCAACGGUAGUGUCUCCACAGAAACCCUAGGAUUAGGUGACCGGUUCCUCCUAAAUAUUGUUUUUGGUUGUGGAUUUAGCAACGGUGGUAUUUUCCGAUCAACAUGGGGUGGGGUAAUCGGUCUUGGUGGAGGAGACGUGUCUCUAGUGACACAAAUACGUUCUUUUGUGCCGGGUAGGUUUUCAUAUUGUCUUAUUCCAUACCCUUUGAACGAUGAUUUAUUGAACAAGUCUAGUAAAAUGACCUUUGGUGACAUUGACUUUGGUCCAAAUAUUGUUUCGACCCCACUUGUCCCAAAAUCUCCAAAAACAUUUUAUUACGUAACGUUGGAAGCGGUUAGUGUCGGCAAUAGGCGAAUGAAUAUACACGAUGGCUUGAACUUCUCAAAACCGGUGCCAAAAGGAAAUAUGAUCGUGGAUUCAGGGACAACGUUAACAAUGUUACCACAUAGACUCUACAAGAACGUUGAAAUGGCUAUCAAAGAUUCUCUUAAUUUGAGAACGAUGAAAGAUCCACAAAAGCAACUCAAUCUGUGUUAUCGUGCUACAAAAGUUAUAGACGUACCUAAAGUAAUAAUGCAUUUUGAUGGAGCAGAUGUCGAGUUGACAAGAGACAACAUAUUUGUUACGGUUAGUAAACAUAUUAUUUGCUUAGCCAUGGGGUCGACUACCGAUCUUCCUGUUUUUGGGAACUUGGCACAGAUGAAUUUUAUGGUAGGUUUUGAUUUAGAUAACAGAAAGGUAUCGUUUAAACCUACCAAUUGCGAAAAGUUGUAA